Molecule: messenger RNA, 720 nt
Organism: Oikopleura dioica
Lineage: Eukaryota; Metazoa; Chordata; Appendicularia; Copelata; Oikopleuridae
Source: the annotation of a GenBank genome assembly
AUGAGCAAGUUGGUUUUUAAAUAUUUCGACUGCUACGGCCGUGGAGGCACCGUCAAAUUGCUUUUCAAGCUGGCGAACGUCGACUUUGAAGAUGUGAUCGUCCCCUUUGAAACGUGGAAUGAAGAUAAAGCCGGUCUCGGGCUUCCUCUUGACCAGCUUCCAGUUUUGGAAGUGGACGGUUUCACCCUCUGCCAAACCAAGGCGAUUGAGCGAUACGCCGCGACUAAAGCGGGCCUCAUUGGCAAGUGCGCAUUGACCGACGCAAAGGGAGAGAUGCUUUUGGAAACGAUCAGCGAUGUCCGCCAAAAAGUAUCCGUCGGGCUGAUGGGCGCCGUGGCCGCUCAAUUUCCCACCGAGCCAAACAGUUUCAAGCUCGUCGAUAACACACAAGAGAACAGAGACAAACGAGCCGCUGUCAUGAGUGAAACUUACAAAAAGAUGAUGAUGGAAAAAACUGCCGACUUCGAUAAAGUGCUGAGCCUCAUUCAGACCAACGAAAACUUCUGCGUUGGCGAUGCGCUCACCUUCGUCGACAUUCAAGUUGUCUCGUACUACAUCUUCGCCAAGGACAAGCACUUUUCUUACGACUUCGAGAAAGCUACGCCCAAGCUUUUCAAGACAGCCGAAAACAUCAUCAACAAGAAUCCAAAAAUCAAAGAAUUCGUGGACGACUUCUUCGCCAGCGGAAAACCUUGUACUGGUCUUGGAAACAUGUACUGA